UUCAACAUUUCCUUCUCCUGUCUCCUGCCUUCCGGUGUGAGUAACACACCGCAAUCGCAGCGUGACCAUCUGCUGUUAGAACAAAGCGCACGCAGGCGUCCUCUCCAAAUCUCCGCAUAUUUUACGCGCACAAUAGUUUUUUUCGUCAAACGUCGCAACUUAAAUGCGGCGCGGCACAAACAUCUGGAAGGAAACACGGACUUGCUGGGACACUUGAUGGUCUAUUCAUCUGGAGGUGAUGAGCGCCGACCGCGCGACCGAGCCGCGCGCGUUCACGUGGCACCUAUAAACGGAGCGUGGCGCGCACAGCCGCGAGUCGUCGUGGCGAGGAGGAGAACGGGAUCCUCGUGGCAGAGGAAUCUGCGGCGCACCGAGAGACGACCCGACGACACGGAUGCUCCAGCAAAAUGCUCACAACGCUCCCAUCUAAAAACAUCUGUAGCGCCACUUUUAUCUCGUGUCUGUCAAACUUUGACGUCCAAGUCGACGUGAGAGCCGGAGGGACAGAGAGAGAGCAGCCAUGCAGCUGAAUGAGACUGGAGUUCAAACACUGGCUCCAGAGCCGCGGAUCCCACGGGAGGAAAACGCCGGAAACUGCAGCGGCGGCGGCGGCGGCUCCACCGCCAACCUGUCGCUGCACUGCUGGCUGCAGCUCCUCACCAGGGAGUCCAUCGUGGAAUUCCAAGGCGACGGCGCCAAUCUGGCGGUGCGCGUGACCAUAGCCUGUGUCUACUCCACCGUCUGUGCCCUCGGGCUGGUGGGCAACUCGCUGGCUCUCUACCUGCUGCACUCGCGUUACAGGCAGAAGCAGUCGUCCAUCAACUGCUUCGUGAUGGGGCUGGCCGCCACCGACCUCCAGUUCGUCCUGACUCUGCCCUUCUGGGCGGUGGACACGGCGCUGGACUUCCGCUGGCCGUUCGGCAGCGUGAUGUGCAAGAUCGUCAGCUCCGUCACCGCCAUGAACAUGUACGCCAGCGUGUUCUUCCUGACCGCCAUGAGCGUGGCGCGCUACUACACCGUCGCCUCCGCCCUGAAGAUGCACAGCCGGCGGGCGGCGGCCACCAGGGCCAAGUGGACGAGCCUGGGCAUCUGGGCCGUCUCCCUGCUGGCCACUUUGCCGCACGCCGUCUACUCCACCAGCGUGCAGGUGUCGGAUCAGGAGCUCUGCCUGGUGCGCUUCACGGACUCCGGCAGCUGGGACCCCCAGCUCCUUCUGGGUCUCUACCAGCUGCAAAAGGUCCUGCUGGGCUUCCUCAUCCCUCUGAUCAUAAUCACCGCCUGCUACCUGCUGCUGGCGCGCUUCAUCCUCGGCCGGCGCAUGGCCGACGCCGGGGGCCCGGAGGUCGAGCGGGGCCGGCAGAAGCGCCGCUCCAAGGUGACCCGAUCCAUCGUCAUCGUGGUGCUGUCGUUCUUUCUGUGCUGGCUGCCCAACCAGGCGCUGACGCUGUGGGGCGUGCUCAUAAAGUUCGACCUGGUGCCUUUCAGCAAGGCCUUCUACAACGCGCAGGCCUACGCCUUCCCGCUGACCGUGUGCUUGGCCCACACCAACAGCUGCCUCAACCCCGUGCUCUACUGCCUGAUUCGCAAGGAGUUCCGGGCGGGGCUCAAGGAGCUUCUCCUCCGCGCCACGCCCUCCUUCAGGAGCCUGACUCGCCUGCUGCGUCGCGGGGCCAAAGUGGCCGAGGCGCCGCCCGUCCUGGCGCUGGUCCCAGUGGACGCCUGACUGGGCCGCUGAAGGACUCGCAGGGCGAAAAAAACAAGCUGUCAACAACUUUGUUCUGGUGUUCCGGUCUUAGAGGACUACCCAGUGGGACGUGUCCCGCUUUCACUGCAAAGGACUUUGAUGAGCUCAACCUCAAUUCAUGAGCCUACGAUCAACCCUCCGCUACACUCAUAACCAAUGAGAAGUUUGCUCAUCAAGCUUCCCCACUGGGAGUGGAUAGAGGAUUUACUAGAAUGCAUUGUGACCGUGAAGAUGUUUUCAAGGAGGAUGGAGCAUACGAGUAUGACAUGUGGGGGGCUUCCUAGUGUUCUGGCAGGUAGAUGUGUUUUUGUUUAUUCUAUGGUGUACAUGUUUUAGAGGUUUUUCGGUAAUAGUUAAUCACUAUUGUUAGUGAGAUGAACACUGUCCUUGAUUGAGUUAAGGGAAUUCAAAUUAGAUUCACACCAUUGUGUGUGAUGCACGGGUCCCACACUGAGCACUUAGACUGUAAUGUAUGCGCACCAGUAGAAACGUUUAUGCUUACUAUUACUCCCACGCACACAUGGAGGAUACAUCUGCAACAGGGUGAAUCAUUACGGCUGAAUAUUCAAACUAGGCCAUUUAUACAAACAUAUGUGUUUCUUCAAGGACAGUCCGUCCACACCAGCCUUUGCUUCUUUGUUAAAUUAAAUUCCAAACAAGCUAGUAACCGAGUACACGAUGACACGAUGAUAGUAUCUUCUGUGAAUGUGAUGUCUCCUCCUUUUCUGUCAUUUACAAUCUGUUAUGAUGAUGUGUUGCUUUGCUGUUUCAAUGUAAUGAAUCAAUUAAAAGAAGGGUGUCAGAUAAUAGACAGAGACCCUCUCCCCUCUUCUCUUAUUUAUUAUUUUUCAGAUUCUCAUUAUGUAUUUGACCAACACCUUUCUGUACGCUGCCUUGCACAAAUAAUCUAUGAGCGAAGGAGAGAAGAGAUAACUGUGAUUGGUAUUAGAUGGAGAGAAAAGCAUUUCUUAAUCCUCUCGGAGAAUCAUAUUUGAAUCAAAACCCUUAACAUGUAAACUUGGUAAACUAGGAUAUUUAUUUAGUUUGAAAUGCCCCAGACACGCAG
Molecule: messenger RNA, 2810 nt
Organism: Pungitius pungitius (ninespine stickleback)
Lineage: Eukaryota; Metazoa; Chordata; Actinopteri; Perciformes; Gasterosteidae
Gene: rxfp3.2b
Product: relaxin family peptide receptor 3.2b
Exons: 1
Coding region: 521-1723 (400 amino acids)
Biological process (GO): G protein-coupled receptor signaling pathway; calcium-mediated signaling; positive regulation of cytosolic calcium ion concentration
Cellular component (GO): external side of plasma membrane; membrane
Molecular function (GO): C-C chemokine receptor activity; C-C chemokine binding
Source: RefSeq, a predicted model, not a curated record